Molecule: messenger RNA, 2076 nt
Organism: Cladophialophora psammophila CBS 110553
Lineage: Eukaryota; Fungi; Ascomycota; Eurotiomycetes; Chaetothyriales; Herpotrichiellaceae
Exons: 9
Coding region: 1-2076 (691 amino acids)
Source: RefSeq, a predicted model, not a curated record
AUGGCAAACCUCGACCCUCAAACGCCCCGCUCCAGCAAGUACCUGCCCUGGAGCCAAGACGAUGUUCCCAUCAUCGACUCGAGAGAGAGCUUUUCAGACGUCGUCUUCAAAUUGUCCUCAUACAUUGCCAAAGCCAUCGAUGCCGCCUAUACUUACGAACAACUUCGCACCACGAGCGCUGGCCAAUCAUUGAAACCUCUCAUCACGUCUUUAAGCGGAGAUUGUCACCAUCCUGCCAUCGUUGCAGCAUUGCUGGCGGCGAGGUAUCUCUUCACCAAUGCCGAUGCGGACUCAGACAGCGGUUUGAACGAGUCCAGAGCCCUCGCCUGUGAGCUUGUGGCGUGGCAGUUUCUGACCUUCUUGUCGGAGAAGGAGCUGAUCGAUUACCUUCUCUAUGAACUACCCCAGGGGACAGACGACAACGCACGGUCAUCCCUCUCGGACUCUCCUCCUCACACCAAUGGUGUCAGGGGCAGCCAUCGCCAUGUCGACGAAGAUCACGCGGAUGAAACUUCACCCCUCAUACAUGCUCAAUCCGCCGAACACGGGGCGAUUUUGCGGCCUCCUAAACGCGCCUCCUUCGACCACAUCCCUGGGCCUGGUACAUCAAGCACGUUCCUCGGUGACGAGGGCGAUGCAUCACGGCGAGCCAACCUAGAUGAAUCCAUGGCGGGCAUGAACGCUUUGGAAAUCGCCGCCAUCGCCGACGCCAAGAAAUUCCUCUCACAAAAGCCUGUCCAAAAGAUCGUCGAGGACAUUUGGAACGGCGACGUGAUUUUUUGGGAGAGUCUUUCGGUGCACGCCGUCAAGAAGCCCCGAGUUUACAACAAGCGUGUGGCCGAUCCUUUUACCCGUCUGCGGGUGCCCAAGUACCAAAAGGCGUUUCAAAUUAGCUUCUUCCUCUCGUUUCUGGCGCUUUAUUAUGCUGUUCUGGUCGAGAGGGAUCCGAGCCAUAUUACAGCGACAGAGACAGUGUUAUACAUCUGGAUCGCCGCUUUCGCCUAUGAUGAGUUGGGCGAGAUCAAAGACGCCGGCCUCAUGUUUUAUCAGACGGACUUUUGGAGUUUGUGGGAUAUUGCGAUCAUCGGUGUUAGUGCGGCAUUUGUGAUUACACGAAUUGUUGGCCUCCUCAGAAAGAGCGACUAUAUCAUCGACGUGGCCUUUGACAUUUUGUCCAUGGUGGCUUUGUUCCUUGUGCCAAGGAUAUUUUCCGUUAUGAGCCUGAAUCCAUACUUUGGAAGCCUGAUUCCAGUGUUGAAGGAGAUGACAAAAGCAUUCUGCAAAUUCCUGCCUGUGAUCGUGGUGCUAUAUCUCGGAUUCUUGACUACUUUUACGAUGUUGGCCAGAGAUCGGAUGUCCCUCAACGAAAUGUCUUGGAUGUUGAUCAAGGUGUUCUUUGGAUCGAGUUAUCUUGGAUUCGACAUGGCUGUCAAGAUCUCGCCAUUAUUUGGAUAUAUUUUGAUGUUGAUUUUCGUUUGCUUGACCAACAUAUUGCUCAUCACAUCGUUGGUAUCAUUGGUAUCUAACUCCCUGACAGAGGUCAUGGCUCAUGCGAGAGAAGAGUACUUGUUCCAAUACUCCAUCUACGUACUUGAGAGCAGUACCUCCCGACGGCUGACCUACUUCAUGCCCCCGCUCAAUCUAUUCCCUCUGAUUGUGCUGCGUCCGCUUCGACUUGUCUUGCCCUCAGAGGAAGUUCGUCGAAUCAGGAUCUUCGUCCUAAAGGCCACCCACAUACCCUUUGUGGCACUGAUUUGGGCGUAUGAGAACUCUAGGACCAUGAUCUCUCGCACCCAUCCUACAUUCUCUCGAGCACCGCAUUUCACUAGUCGUCCGCUAAGUGCAGGCCGGCUCAGUCUUGAGGGGGCCCGAGAUUUUGUCAAGUCACCGACGACACGACGAGCGCUUAAUGAGACAUCUAUCACCGUGACGCCCGAUAUGGCCGCCGCGUCCACCACCAAGUCUGCCUUGGGCGCCGUCACAACUGACAAUAUGGAGUUGAUUGCUUUGGUUCAAAAGUUGAGUGAGCAAGUCGAUGGGCUAACGGCAAUGGUCGCUGGACAGCAGAGGGACUGA